AGAGAGAGAGAGAGAGAGAGAGAGAGAGAGAGAGAGAGAGAGAGAGAGAGAGAGAGAGAGAGAGAGAGAUGGUGACAACAUUGAUAUGGUCAGCAUGGGAGACGGUCUGUUCAAGAGCUGUGGAGAGCCUUUUUGACACGGCUGUGCAGUAUUACCAAGCUGCUGACGAGUUCAAGGAUGAAUGGAAGUCCAUUCAGGAUGAGCUAGAGAUUGUUCACGCCCUAUCAAGGGUGGUGAACGAGGUUAUUGGACCGCAGACGACUGGGGAGGGUGUUGAAGAGGUCGGGAAGCUUGAGGCGCUCCACAAGACCGCCUUGCAAUCCAUGGAGGAUGCUUUUCAGGCCACUCAGAGUUAUUCAAGCUUCUUUUUGUGGCCUUCGCAAUUGCAAAAGAUAAAAAAAACCCAGGAGGAUGUCCGUGCCUUUAUAGGUCUCGCUUCCCCACUCAUUAUAGCUGUUCUGCAGAAAGCUCAUCACAACGCAGUGAUGGAUCGUUUGACGAUUCUGGACGACGCCCUUAAUCAACUGAAGCAGCAAUUGCUGGUCAAAGAUUCCUCUGUUAGCUCACCAACCGGAAAGAAGGUCCUGAAUUGGCUCAGAGAUAGCUUCCCCAAAUCACCAUAUGUAUCGGAUGAUCUCAUGCUUGUGCGCAUCAGGAUCACUGUUGUGAACAACAGUGACUCCACGCUCAAUUUUCUUUGUUCGAAGUAUGGCGGGAUAGGGUCCGAUGAGUGGUUUCCCCUUGCCCCUGCGCAAAGGGAUACAUGGAUGCGCAGUGAAGGUGAACAUAUGCUCAUUGCGAUCAAGGAGAGUCGCGAGUAUGUUUAUUUUCAAGCUCGCAGCCGACAUGUUCUCGUCGAUUAUUCUCCAAGAGAGGGAUUCCAACUUUACUCCUCAUGUGGAGUUUCGCCUGCCCAUCGUCUACUACGGCUAGACACCGGUGUUCAGACGCCCUCCUCGUCUGGAUCAUGGGAAAUUUGUAACUAUUCCAAACGCGCAAUUGGUGUGUUCAUCUCGAAGUUCACGGAUACCAAUGCCUCGGAUAUUUUUUCUACUGUUGCUCCUGGAUUGACUGCGGCUCAGGCUAGACCUCUCGAUGGAUGCGAAGUCGCCGUUAUCAGCGAUCUGCAUCGACAAGCCUAUGCUGCUCACUAUGGUGUUCCAACGCGCAUCGAGUGGCACGGAUUUACCACGCGAUCGAUUGGGGUCUCGAUCAUAAACAACAGCGACUCGGAAACCAAUUUUUUUUGCUCAAACUAUGGGGGUGAGGGCUCGGAUGCCACCGCCAACUGGCGUCCCCUUGCUCCUGGUGAAAGGGGUGAAUGGACACGCAUGGAAGGUGAGUAUCUGCUCAUUGUCGCUAAGGGGGUGAGCCAUCAUUUUAUUUAUAUUCAAGUGCAUAACAGCCCUGUUGUGGUUGGUUACUCUCCUCGAGACCAAUUUAAUAUUAUAUCCUCAUCGGGUGUGGUGACGCCUGCAUCGCUCCUCGAUCCCAGUCCGCCUGGUCACCCUUCACAAUGGGAAGUGAGAAAUUUUUCCAGCCACAGCAUUUGUGUCUUCAUCUCCAAGCACACCAAUUCACAUGGUUCGGACGAGUCUUUCACUAUUGUUCCUGGAUCUACCGAGGUGUGGGAGCGACCCUCUGAUGGCCAUGAAGUCAUCGUUCUCAGAGAUCCGCACAGAGAACUCUGUGCAGCUCAUUAUGGCACGCCUGCGCGUUUUGAAUGGUGCGGGUUCACUAUGCGACAGGUUGGCAUCUCGAUCAUCAACAAGAGCCAAUUCAGACACUGCUUCUGUGUCUCCGCUUUUGCUGGAUUUGGCUCCGACGAUUGGUUCCCCCUUGAUUCUGGCAAAGGGGAUGACUGGAUGCGGUCGGAGGGCGAAUAUGUGCUCAUUGUUGUCAAGGAGAGCCGCCAGUUCAUCUAUUUUCAGGUGCAAGGAAUUCACGUCGAUGUGAGUUAUUCCCCUGCCCAGGGAUUCAUUUUCGCCCCCUCCCCGUAUGUUACUCCUGUGAGACGGCCGUCUGCAAGUCCUCCGACCCGCCCUUCGCAAUGGGAAGUCUGCAAUUCGUCGAGCCGCGGCAUUUGCGUCUUUGUCUCCAAGUACACCAACCCCAGCGGAUCAGAUCAGCCCCUAACUAUUUCACCUGGAUCCACUCAGACUUGGGACCGUCCCUUUGAUGGCCACGAACUAGUGGUUAUCCGAGAUCCUCUCAGAAAACUCCGUGCUGCUCAUUAUGGUCCCCCGGCUCGCAUCGAAUGGUCUGGAUUCGCCAGACUCUGAUUUGAUUUGAUUUCUUUUGAGGGAAUGGGCCUCGCCACACCACUCUCGAAAUGUGAAAAAGACAAAAAUGUGGCGGGUGCAUCUGGUCAUGUUCUUCCGAGAAAUUCGUUCUCCUUAUGUGUGGCGAGGCCCAAUGUGUUAUCCGUCCUAGCAAAAAACAUGCACUGCCAGUAGUUUUGUCUUUCCUGUUUCCGGAAUCCUAAAAUACAUGUUUUAAAAAUUUAUUUCCUUGACAAAAAAAACAUGCAUGCAUCGUGGCGUGGAGAGAGUGCCGUAGACAGCGCCUUGCUCUUCAAGCAGCCGUCCCCGCCGUGUUCAAGGACCCCUGCCAACUUCGGAUAGCUACCAGAAAAUAAGCCUUAGGGGCUCACGCGCUCACCAGCCGAGUUAGUCGCUUCGGGGGCCCGCCUGGUAGGGUUUGGUAGGGGGUCGGAUCCCCUCCCAUCCAUUGCCCGGGGUUAGGAUGAAGCUGUGGUGGUGCUUAGACACAGGUGGAGGUCGGUGCCAAACCAACCCAUAACCCUUAGGGGCCCCUGGGGUGGUAUGUAUAGAUAGACUACAAUCGACCAAGAAGCUAGCGCCUGGAUUUAGGUACUUAAGUAGGAAGGACAGGUAGACUGAGGCAUACGAGUGAAGACUAUAGCUUGGUUUAUCAAAAAAAAAAAAAAAAAAAAAAAAAAAAAAGCCGCGCGUGUGUGUGUGGUGAAAAAAAAAAAAAGGCUACAGUAGAUCGUACGGGACAUCUGGUAAAAGAGUAGCAUGCCCUGUGCGGAAGGAUGACAAACAUAAAUCAAGAAAUUGGCAAUUGAAAAGAAAAAAAAAAGUAGGCACCCAUAGUAUAGAAUCUAUAGAUGCAAUUACACACAUAACUGCAGACGGAGAAUUCUGCAUUUGUCUGAGGACGUGCUGCCCUAAGGCUUUUGAUGUGAUUGCUGAAAACUCCAAUUCUGAGUCGGUUUUGCCAUGUUUUGAGAGGGACAAAGUACCAAUUGGGCCAGGAGGAGGGACAGGACGGAAAGUUAGCAUCCUUCAGGACAUCCGUUAAAAAGAUUGAAACGCUACAGAGAAGAUUAUCAUAGCCCCUAUGCAAGGAUGACACACAUGAAUCGAGAAACGGUCCAAUUUUUUUACUUAAAGAAAAAAAAGGGACGGAAAGUUAGCGAUAGGCACAUAUUCGGCAUAGAGUUCGAUAGAGUAGAGACCAGGGUCAAAAGUAGGAUUGCCAUUUCAGAGGCCUGGUAGGAUUUUCCAGCAGGCCCUCUACGCCUAGGAGGUUCCAGUUGAUGUCAAUACAUAAUGGUGGUCCAGGGGCUGAAUGUGGUCCUGUAGAAGUCUGCUUCAGGGUCUGUAGGUAAAUAUCAGUCUGCAAUGAUGAUCCCGGCCGUAUCACGCAGCCAAAAGCAGGAACACCCAGCAGACCUACAGUCUUCACCCAACUAGAACGGCCGCGGCACUCAUUAUCCCUGUAUCCAGACCGAACGUUGCCCUAUAUACAGCUCUUAUGACCAGGGACAUAAAUAGGAUGGAAAGUUAGUGGUAGGCAUACUAUUCAGGUGACAGUCGGAGUAGUCACAGGUAGUGCCCAGACAAGAGGUACUGGAGAUCGGGCAGCCAAAGUAUCUUAAUCUAUGCAAUAGCCACUCUGCUCAUUCAACAACCAGUCGUGCUGCUGCUCGGCCCAAGAAACUCUCGAACACAAACGUGACGUAAGAUUCAAAGUAGGCGACAAAGUCUGGCUUUCUGCCAAACGCUUUGAACCUGAACAAGGCUUGUCCAAGAAACUCUCGAACAAGUGGCUCGGACCCUUCCCCAUCGCAAGGCAACUAUACUAACCGCCUGAAGUUGUUUCACAUAUAGUCUCUGAGGAUCCUACACAGACAUAUGUUGGUUUCCUGCGGAUUAUGCCCAUUACAUUUCAGUAAGGUGAACUCGUACAUGUAUCAAAUUUGACACACAAAACAAAGGGCAGAAGGCCAGAGCACGUUCCCGCAUAUAGUGAAACUUUAUUUGAGCCUAGACAACCCAACUCACGUCUUUAAACCUUUGACAGAUUUAAGAGGACUCAACAAAAAACCUCCCCCAUC
Molecule: messenger RNA, 4366 nt
Organism: Chara braunii
Lineage: Eukaryota; Viridiplantae; Streptophyta; Charophyceae; Charales; Characeae
Source: the annotation of a GenBank genome assembly